Messenger RNA from Rhipicephalus microplus (southern cattle tick), 1607 nucleotides. RefSeq lists its product as uncharacterized. Lineage: Eukaryota; Metazoa; Arthropoda; Arachnida; Ixodida; Ixodidae. The record is from RefSeq and is a predicted model, not a curated record.
CAGCAGCUCUUGGUUUGCCAACGGUACUACAGCAGCAACCAUGUUCCGCGUCUGCGUCGUCCUGGCACUCGCUUCCAGUACUCUGGCUGGAUUCAUCAAUGGUGGCCACAGUCUCUUCGGUGGUGCUGGCCUCGGCAGUGGUGUCGGCCUCGGCAGUGGUGCUGGUCUUGCCAGCUAUGGUCUAGGCCAUGGAAUCGGCUACUCUGGCCUCACCGGCUUUGGUGUCGGCCACGGCCUAGCAUAUGGACCAGCUGCCAGCUACGCUGUCGCCGCUCCAGCUGUCGCUACCUACGCCGCUGCUCCAGUCGCCACGGUUGCCGCUGCCCCAGCCGUCUCCCGCGUGACCACCUACCAGCCCGCCCGAAUUGUCGCCCCGGCCCCAGCCGUCACCACCGUUGCUGCUGCUCCCGCUGUCUCCCGCGUGGCCACCUACCAGCCCGCUCCAGUCGUUGCUGCUGCCCCAGCUGUUUCCCAUGUCACCUACCAGGCGGCCCCAACCGUGACUAAGGUCUACCAGGCUGCUCCAGUUGUCGCUUCUGCCCCAGCUGUGCAACGAGUCACCUACCAGCCUGCUCAAGCUGUCGCUACCUUCACCGCCCCAGCAGUGACCAAGGUCGUCCAGGCUGCCCCCGUUGUUGCCGCUGCCCCAGCUGUCUCCCACGUCACCUACCAGCCUGCCCCAACAGUGACCAAGGUCUACCAGAGUGCUCCAGUUGUGGCUGCCGCCCCAGCUGUUGCUACCGUUGCCGCUGCUCCAGCCGUAACCCACGUCUCUACCAUCCAGCCUGCCCCUGUUGUGGCCGCUGCCCCUGUUGUGGCUGCUGCCCCAGCUGUCUCCCGCGUCACCUACCAGCCUGCCCCAACAGUGACUAAGGUCUACCAGAGUGCUCCAGUUGUGGCUGCCGCCCCAGCUGUUGCUACCGUUGCCGCCGCUCCAGCCGUAGCCCACGUCUCUACCAUCCAGGCGGCUCCAGCUGUCGCCGCCUAUCCCACCCCAGCAGUGACCAAGGUCAUCCAGUCUGCACCAGUCGUCGCUGCUGCCCCAGCCGUGACCAAGGUUUUCCACACUGUCCCAGUCGCGGCUGCUGCUCCAGCUGUGGCCACUGUCUCUCACGCUGCCCCAGUUGCUGCUGCCCCAGCCGUGGCUACCGUUCAGGCUGCCCCAGCCGUGGCUACCGUUCAGGCUGCCCCAGCCGUCGCCACUGUUCACGCUGUUCCAGCUGUUGCAACCACCACUGUCCACCAAGCCCCAGCUGUCGCUACUGUCCACACUGUUCCAGCUGUUGCAACCACCACUGUCCACCAAGCCCCAGCCGUUGCCACUGUCGUCCACGCUGUCCCAGCCGUCGCUACUUACCACGCCGCUCCAGUCUUUGGCUACAGCGCUCCCAACUAUGGUCUCGGCCACGGCAUUGGUGUCUAUGGCCUGAACUACGCCUAUGGUCUCGGUACUCCUUCCGAAUGGAACGCCCUUCUCCGCAGGAAGAAGUAAACUGCUCUUUUCUGCUAAGGACGUGGUACGUCGAAGGCAACAAGAAGAUUCUCCAGAGCGUGCGCUCAACUGUGCAUAGUGUUACAUAUUGUUGGCAAAUAAAUGAUGCCUCUCG